This is a messenger RNA of Fomitopsis serialis, 408 nucleotides long. RefSeq names its product cytochrome P450. NCBI's taxonomy places the organism in Eukaryota, Fungi, Basidiomycota, Agaricomycetes, Polyporales, Fomitopsidaceae. The annotation marks the transcript as partial. The record is from RefSeq and is a predicted model, not a curated record. The transcript is spliced from 3 exons. Gene Ontology annotation, molecular function: oxidoreductase activity, acting on paired donors, with incorporation or reduction of molecular oxygen; iron ion binding; monooxygenase activity.
CUACCACCUGGCCCUCGUCCGUUUCCUAUUCUGGGAAACAUUCCACAGAUGACUCUAAAGUUCCCGGAGAAGAGAUUCGCGCAAUGGAGGAAGAAGUAUGGGGACAUAAUCUUCUUGAGGAUGUUCAACACGCCCGUCUUGGUUAUCAAUUCGGCAGCCGCUGCACGAGAUCUGCUGGACAAGCGGAGUGCAAUAUACUCGGAUAGACCGUAUUCGGUAAUGAUGAUAGAUCUGCUGGGAUGGGAACACGAUUUCGUAUUGACGCCAUACAAUGAGGAGUUUCGCAAGCAUCGACGAUGGAUGCAUAAGCCUUUCUUCUCUAAGUCUUGCCUCGCCGCUGUUGCCGACAUGCAGAGGCGCGAGGCGAUUGCUUUACUAAUGGGAUUGCUGAACGAUCCGGAGGAUUUU